Molecule: messenger RNA, 1103 nt
Organism: Lucilia sericata (common green bottle fly)
Lineage: Eukaryota; Metazoa; Arthropoda; Insecta; Diptera; Calliphoridae
Exons: 3
Coding region: 153-905 (250 amino acids)
Source: RefSeq, a predicted model, not a curated record
UCAUAAGGCCAAAUGCAAAGCUAGAUUGGUAACAAAAUUAACUUCUCAUGGUGAUAUUAUACAUGUAACCUCAGCUGUCCAUACCCAUGAGCCAAUGUUUCCAGUAAUAUAACCUGUUAAGAAUUUUAUGUCAACUUUUUCAUUCAUAUAGUAUGUGUAUGUGUGUAUACCCUGUAAAACCUGUGCUACUGGUAGAAGUGAGACGUGACUUAAAAAAUGAGCAACGUAGAGUGAAUAAGGAUAUUUUACCUAUAGUGAGAAUAGAAACGAAACCAUCUCUGGCAGCAGCCAUGCAUACAAAUCGUGAUUUGGUUUUCAUUCCUGGACAAAGAGGCAGAAAUUUGUUGUUCUAUCAAAACUACACUUACUCCAAAAAUAAUGGCACUGGCAAUACCACCUAUUGGAAAUGUCGUAUUGUUAAAAAUGGCAAACCUUGCAAUGCACGCAUUACCACAUUUCUAAGACCCAAUGAAGCCACCGCUGCUGUUUAUUCUGCCACCUCUCGUGGACGUAUACAAUUGAUCUAUGGUGGCCAACCAUUCAUAUUCGAAAAGAAAAUAAAACUAGCCACCAAUGAGGAAAAGAAAUACUGGCGUUGCAAUCAAUGGUGGAAUCAGAAAUGUCGUUCACGUGUCUGUACCAUUAAUGAUAUGGUUAUUCCCCUAAAUCGUUAUCAUACUCAUGAGGAAAUUGUACGACGCAAGAAGCGUGUGCGUAAAAAUAUUCCCGCCGAUAAAAUGUUGGUAAAAGCUGAACAGCAUGAGGGGGCCGCAAAUGCAGCUUCCACUACAGCUGGCAGUAGUAUUGAUGUCAGUUCGCUGGGCAUGCAUUUAAAAUAUGAAGAAAUAGUGGCAGACGUAACGGAAAUAGUUGAACCUUCUCCCAUUGUCAUAACUAAAAAAUAGACAAAUAGUAGUUGUAAUCGAUUGUUUUUCUUUAAACUAAAUAACAAGUAACUUUAUAACUUAAUUAGAUUUUUGAAUCAAAUAAUAACCAACAACAACAACAACCACAAACAUAACAUUCUAAUUAUGCAAAAAUACUUUUAUUUUAUAUAUUUUACUUUUUGUUUUAAUUUUAUUAAUAAAAAAAUUACAAUAAAA